ACCCAGCUAGCUUUCUCAUUCCAACCCCACAGCCAUUAUUUAACUUCCACACACCUUCACCUACUCUAACCCAAGUUCAACACUUCCAUCCAGCUUGCUACAUCGAACAAAAAAUGGCAUUCAGUACCAAUCUCCUUGCCGCCGUCUUCACCGCCAUGUUAUUCAUGCUGACAUUCCACAGCUGCGGCGUGUCGGCACAGGCGCCCGGGCCAGCUCCGGAGGCGUCGGUUGAUUGCUCCACGCAGCUGCUGACGUUGUCGGACUGCCUGACGUACGUGGAGGAAGGUAGCAACUUGACGAAGCCGGACAAGGCUUGCUGCCCUGAGCUGGCGGCGCUGGUGAAAAGCACCCCCCAAUGCUUGUGCUACUUGCUUCAGAAGAACAGUACCAGCAGCUACGGCAUUCAAAUCGACAUGAACAAAGCUCUUGAUCUCCCUUCUGUUUGCAAAGUUGAGACUCCUCCUACCAGCGCCUGUGCACUUCUUGGAAUACCAGUGGCUUCUGAAGGGCCUACUGCUAACUCACCUGCUGGUUCGGAGCUAGCACCUCAAGGACCUUCUGCUUCCCCGGGAAACCAAACAGACCAUGGAACUUCAACUACUGCUAAAUCCCUUAUGGCACUCUUUAUUGGCUUAGCUAUAGCAUCUCUUCCUACAUUUUUCUGAUUUUUACGUUUGGUAUUGUUGGUUUAAUUUCACAUUUUGUUUAAAUUGCCCAUUUAAUCCAUUGGUGUUACCAGAGAUAUAAUUAUUAUGUAUUUGACUUGUUUUAUCAAGAUCAAUAAAUGUCAAUUUUGCAAGUUUUGUUCUUA
Molecule: messenger RNA, 811 nt
Organism: Rosa chinensis
Lineage: Eukaryota; Viridiplantae; Streptophyta; Magnoliopsida; Rosales; Rosaceae
Product: non-specific lipid transfer protein GPI-anchored 2
Exons: 3
Coding region: 114-665 (183 amino acids)
Source: RefSeq, a predicted model, not a curated record